Sinocyclocheilus rhinocerous is the source of this 2046-nucleotide messenger RNA. RefSeq names its product 4F2 cell-surface antigen heavy chain-like. Gene Ontology annotation, cellular component: apical plasma membrane; basolateral plasma membrane. The transcript has 9 exons. The record is from RefSeq and is a predicted model, not a curated record. NCBI's taxonomy places the organism in Eukaryota, Metazoa, Chordata, Actinopteri, Cypriniformes, Cyprinidae. Gene Ontology annotation, biological process: carbohydrate metabolic process; phenylalanine transport; L-alanine import across plasma membrane. Gene Ontology annotation, molecular function: L-alanine transmembrane transporter activity; aromatic amino acid transmembrane transporter activity; L-leucine transmembrane transporter activity. The coding region runs from base 298 to 1794 and encodes 498 amino acids.
UGACUGCAUUACAGUCGUGAUUAUAGUGUAACUUCUCGAGCAGUACGUAAAUUCAGUGCAUUCAAACGCGCGUUAUUUGAUGACAUUGCAGAAGUCAAUAUCAAUAAAAAGUAGACUUAUCGGUGUCAAAGUUCCUUUGGAGUUCCUCCUUUAGCUGGCGAAUGGGCGGAUGCAAGUGGAGUCGGCACUAUAUAAACAGGACUGACCGUAAGAUACAGCCUUUGUGGAGUUAAACAGCAGGAAUCCUGAUUGAAACGGAAGCUUCUUCUUUUUGCAGCACUGAAACUACCAUCAAACAUGAAUAAAGAAGACGACAUGAAGGAAGUAGAACUGAACGAGAUGGAUCAGGAAAAACAGCCGAUGACCGGAGAAACUCCGACAGGCACCAAAAAAAACGGCUGCGUAAAGGUUAAAGUGCCGGAGGACACCGAAGUCAAAUUUACUGGCCUCUCCAAAGAGGAGUUAAUGAAAGUAGCCGGUACAGCUGGGUGGGUUCGGACUCGUUGGGUCUUGCUGGUUUUGUUCUGGUUCGGCUGGAUUGGCAUGUUAGCUGGAGCAAUAGUAAUCAUAGUACAGGCCCCACGCUGUAAACCCAUUCCUGAGAUGAACUGGUGGAACGAAGGUCCUCUGUACCAGAUAUCUGACGUGAAUGAAUUCUCUGAAAAUGGACUAAAAGGAGUGGAGGAGAAGCUAGAUUAUAUCAACCAGAUGAAGGUGAAGGGGCUUGUUUUGGGUCCGAUACACACUGUGCAAGCAGACCAGUCAAGCACACUGGAACUAACUUCCAUUAACCCCGAAUUUGGCUCUGAGAGCCAGCUGAUUUCUCUGUUGGACCGAGCACAUAGAAAAGGAAUCUCCAUAGUGCUGGAUCUAACACCCAAUUAUGAGGGAGUUUCAGCCUGGUUCAACAAUGCUGCUUCUGUUGCUGAGCGACUCAAAGAAGCUUGUGUAUACUGGCUCAAUAAGGGGGUGGACGGCAUCUUCCUAUCACAUCUGAACGACAUUGCAAACACAGAAGCCUGGCCGUCUGUUCAAGGCAUAUUCAACAAAACUGAUGGGACCAAAAAAAGAGCUCUGAUGGGAUCAGUCACGGGUCUCUCCGCGGAUGAUGCCUCUCAUCUGCUGAACCAGUCCAGUGUUGACCUGCUCCUGACUGGACUGCCUGAUCCGGCUGAGCCCGGCAUAAGACAGGCCCAGGUGAUACAGAUACUCUAUGCUGAUCACCUGCAGACGAGUCUGGGCUGGAGUCUGAGCGGACGGACUCUGGGUUCUCUGGCUUCCAGAACUCCAGCAGCGCCCAUAAGACUCUAUCAAAUGCUGCUGUUCACCCUCCCGGGCACACCUGUGUUCAGCGCUGGAGAUGAGGUCGGACUGAAGGCUGGGGAGAAACUUGAAGCAAUGUGGGACUUGGAAAGUCAAGCAGAUGAUGACAAUGCAACAGCAAAGACUGUACAGGAGGAACGUACCGCAGUGUGUGACUUCUUUAAAGCACUCAGUGAUCUGAAAGGAAAAGAGCGAUCUCUUCUGCACGGAGAAUAUAUCAGCCUUCACAGUUCACCCACUUCAUUAGCAUUUCUCCGCCUCUGGGACCAGAGCGAACGUUUCCUGGUGGCCUUAAACUGGGGAAAUGACUCUGUUACCAUGACACUGACCUAUAGCGACCUGCCGGCUGAGGCUCGCGUCCGUGCUUCCACAGACACAGAGAAUCUAGCUGUGGAUAGUAAGGUGUCAGUAGAGAAGUUAGAGCUUGGGCCCAAACAAGCUGUUCUGUUGUCUUAUGCUUUUCCUGGCUAGACGCAUGGACACAGACAGUCCUUAGUGUCUCUGAUGAGUUUCAACACUGUGCACAGGUUUGGAAAUACUUUGUCUUUUGAGUUGAAUAGUUUAUAGUUUUAAUUGUAUUCUCUAAUAGGGAUACUUUUAGGAGCACUAACUUUAAAGCUAUAUGAAAGAGUUGUCACGGUUGGUGUAGGACAGAAGUUGAUUUCCAUAUAGAGACAUGUAGAUCUAAAGCCCCUGAUAUAAUAAUAAAUAAAAUUGCUACUG